AUGGCAGCAGCCGAAGCACGGACUGGAUGGCAGCAUAGAGCGAAUUGUUGUUUUGCCCAAGACAAUGUGAGGAGUGCUCAAAGAUUUGCGCGUCACCCGUCAUCGUCUUCCUCAACAGAAUCUGAUAGUGCUCCUGAGAAUGCUUCGUAUGGGAUUGAUCACCUUAUCCCAGAUUGCAUGCCUUAUAACUCAAAUCCGGAGCUAACACCCAGCACUAGGUGGUGGUUGAACCUGGAACCUAACUUUGGGCCUCAGAAGGAAUUUAUCUAUGAUCAGCAAAAGAGCCUGGACGCUGAACUUGAAGUUUUGAAUUCUGGAUAUAUUAAUAAAACUGCCAUCAUAAGUGAUUAUUAUCAGUGCAAGGAGGUAUUUAGUACUCAGAGUGAUAGUGAGAAGGGUGUCAACAGUUUUGUGGAGAAACCAUGCAAGGUUUCAGUCACUUCUCCGAGAAAUGACCCGAGUAAGAGAAUGCAAGAACUCAAGGCUGGAAUUGGUGAUGGUCUGCAGCUGCCUAAGAAAAGGGACACAGGGGAGUUUUGGUACUCCGAUGAUGAUUUCAUGAACUUGGAUUCUUUCAGUAGCUUGGAUUCUGAACAAAACAAAAAGCUGUCUCCCGAUUUGGAUUCCCAAUGGGUGGGAAGUGAGAAGUCUGAACCCUGGUGGCGCUCUGCUGGUAAAGAUGAGUUGGCUUCCUUGGUUGCUCAGAAAUCACUUGAAAAUGUUGAGAAUUGUGAUCUUCCACGGCCCCAGAUUAAGCAUAGUAGGAUGGGUCCUAUCGCUUCUACAAAGUUUCCUGACCCUAAUUUGUCCUUAGAUCAGAUGACUGAACUGGGAUUGUCCAAUGUCACCACUUAUACUCAGGGAAGCUUUACUUCAGGUCACUCAAUCUAUGAUUCAGACAGUCCACUAAGCCACAACAAUGAUCAUACUGCAACCAACCAAGAUGAGCGAGACGAUGAACGAAGUAAAGCUCAGCUGCUGGAAGCUUUGUGUCAUUCUCAAACACGAGCUAGGAAAGCUGAGAAAGCUGCACAGCAGGCCUAUACAGAGAAGGAGCACAUCAUCAGUCUCUUUUUCAAACAGGCAUCACAGCUGUUUGCCUACAAGCAGUGGCUCCAUUUGCUGCAAAUCGAGAACUUUUGCCUGCAGCUUAAUAAAAAAGAUGGCUUACCAUGGUCCCCAUACAAAGGCAGGCCCAUGAAGAAGAAGGCUCACCGCAGGGCUGGAAAGAGGAGCGGCAGCAGGCCAAGGUAUGAGAUCAGCAAGGGUGCUGUUGCUUUUGCAGUAGGAUUAGGUCUUGCCGGUGCAGGCUUGCUCCUCGGAUGGACUAUGGGGUGGUUGUUUCCAACUGCUUAA
Molecule: messenger RNA, 1356 nt
Organism: Rosa chinensis
Lineage: Eukaryota; Viridiplantae; Streptophyta; Magnoliopsida; Rosales; Rosaceae
Exons: 2
Coding region: 1-1356 (451 amino acids)
Source: RefSeq, a predicted model, not a curated record